AUUGUCAGCUGCCACAGUCUGGUGCCUGCGCCCUUGGCGGAGUUGCUAUACCAUAACGAGGCCGACCAAUUGAUCCCUGUCGUGACUGCAGCGCAUGAACCAGGCCAGAUUUAGUGAGCCUCAGAAGCCCUCAAGAUCCCUGACGGUGAGUUCUGGUCUAAUGUUUCCGCCCUCCCUUUAUUUAUUUUUUUACUUUUGGUUUUUUUCCCCUAGCACAUCACCAACCUACAUUUUGUCUUUUUUUUGAUCGGGUUUGUUUUAUCUGUGCCGCUGGGCUGUGCCAAGCUACCUGGGAUCUGGUCAGUGCAAUGUAAUUGUUAUCAGGUCGUCGCAUUCCAGUCCCCCCCUUCUCCCUACUGUGCCGUUACCGCCUACGACCUGACCGCCGACUCUACAACUCCUAGCAUAAUCCAUAAUCGGCUAGGCCCCCUCCCUCAGAUACCGACCCCGACUCGGAACUGCCCGGUCCCCCACGGCUUGUCUGCCGCAUUUAGAACGAACCACCCUUCCCCUGAAAAUCGACAAACCGACGACCGCCAACGAAACAGAGCCUCGUAAAACUGGCCUCCAAUACUGCGAAAACCAACCCCCGAACCCCAAUAGACCAUGUUGGCGUCGGCCGCUAGGAAUGGGCCCGGCCACGGCGCUCAACCGGCUGCGUAUGGCAGCGGGCCCGCGCCUCCAGCAGGCACCUUUACCCCAGGCACAAAGAUCCAGGUCGGCAGCCACCGAGUCGUCAUACAAAAGUACCUAUCCGAGGGCGGCUUCGCACAUGUAUACCUCGUUAAGCUGCCCCAGCCCGUGAGCGGGACCGACCUCGCCGUGCUCAAGCGGGUGGCCGUGUCCGACAAGGAGUCGUUGCGUGGCAUGCGCACCGAGGUCGAGACCAUGAAGCGCCUCAAGGGCCACCGUGCCAUAGUCACAUAUAUCGAUUCGCAUGCCUCGGAGCUGCGUGGCGGCGGCUACGAGGUCUUUUUGCUCAUGGAGUACUGCGACGGCGGCGGCCUCAUAGACUUUAUGAACACCCGACUGCAGCACCGCCUGACGGAGCCCGAGAUCCUAAACAUUUUUACCGAUGUGGCCGAGGGCGUGGCCUGCAUGCACUACCUAAAGCCGCCGCUGCUGCACCGCGAUCUCAAAGUCGAGAACGUCCUCAUCACGAUGUACAGCUCCGUGCGCAAGUUCAAGCUCUGCGAUUUUGGUUCCGCCGCUCCGCCCCGUCCCGCGCCGACCACGGUGGCAGAGUGCCGGGCUACCGACGAGGACGUGCAGAAGCACACGACGAUGCAGUACAGGAGCCCGGAAAUGACGGAUGUCUAUAGAAAGCAACCGAUCGACGAGAAGUCGGACAUCUGGGCUCUGGGGGUUCUGCUCUACAAGCUCUGCUACUACACCACCCCUUUUGAAGACCAGGGUCAGCUGGCCAUUCUAAAUGCUAGCUACAAGUACCCCAGCUAUCCGGUAUUCUCGGAUCGCUUGAAGCAGCUCAUCGCUGUGAUGCUAAAGGAAAACCCCCAAUCACGUCCCAAUAUAUACCAGGUUCUUAAGGAAGGGUGCGCAAUGCAAGGCAAAGAACCUCCAAUUAAAGAUAUAUACUCUGGAAAGCCACGAACAACACCACAGCCCAGCUCCAGACCGGCGGCGGCGGAUCAGCCUGCGCACGCCCCUGUCGUUGGGGCAUCUUUUGCUCCGGCAGCAAAACAACAGCAGGUCAUUCCAGAAAUUGCGCCCAUGAGACGAGGCAGACCGACAGCGGCGACUACUCUCCCAGCUCAGCCAGGCACAUCCCCGUCGAGCAAACCUAAACCGAGCCCAUCACCCAUGAGAAUUACGAACGGUGACCCGUUCGCCGCGCUCGACAGCAAAGCAGCAGCAGCAGCAGUUACCGGCAAAGGCGACGAGCUUUCGUCGAGAUUUCCCACGCUUGACCAGUUUUCACUACUCCACGACCAUGGCUCAAAGUUCAACUUUGACGAUCCCUCGUCUCCCGACUCGUCGAGGAGGGAUAUUGGGCAAAGGAUUACCGAAAGAUUGGCAGACGACGCCUUCGCGCACCCUAGUUCUCCUGAGAAGCAGUCACAGCAACCGCCUCAGGCUGUUUAUAGCAAGCCUCCAAUAGUCUCUCCGCCCAUACAUUCAGCCUCGGCGCCUCCCAGGACAAACGACAUGAGCCGUGCUUCGGCCAUUAUUGCCCAGACUCCCGAGUUGCAGGCUAUUGCCUCGCCGGAACUUCAACAACAGUCUCCUCCCAAACCAAAGCCAGCAAUGGUAUCUACAGGGACGAUGACGAGCACGCCGCCAACAGAACGACCGCCUCAGUUCCAGUCUUAUCAACGAUAUCCCGACCGCUCCGCCAGCAUGCCUAAGCCCAAGGAAACAGAGAGCCUUGGUCAAUCGCCUAGCGACCCAACCGCUCCCAGAGUCUCUACGUAUCCCCCUGUGUCUACCCACAUGCAUAAUUCUUCUUCUUCACGACCAUCGUUAGAAGGAGGUCGUCCGAGUUCAGAUUUGUUAGAUGCGGCCUAUAGAACCACAUCGCAGGGCUCACGACCUAGGCCGGUCAGCACGUAUAUGGAGUCCAACUUGGACUAUCUGCGCGAAAAAGAGAAACCGACCAAGCCGAUUCCUUCUCCGGGCUUAUCAUCUGGGAGGAACUCGGCAUUCAUGUCGCCCCCACCGCCAGAGCCUUCAGAAGAGGCAAACAUUGCUUCGAAUGUGGACUUUUUACGGUCGAUGGAGGAAUCAGAUUCCAAGAAAACGAGCAAGCAAAGCAAGCGAUCCAGCCUGACUUCAUUAUCAUCAGGAACAAAAAACAUCUUUGCGGGCAAGUUCAGCGAUGCAUUUAAACGGUUCGAGCACAGUAACAGCAGCAGCAACAGUGCACCACCGCCGGCCAGAACGCCGUCGCCCUUGAAAAGUCUCGGGCGGCACCACGACCUAACGCCGAUUGCAGGAUCUGAGGCGACAGAUGGCAGGUCUGACGACGGGCAGGUCCUCGAGGAGACAGAUGACAUGACCCCUGAGAUGCGGCGGGAGGUUGAGCGCCGGCGACUUUCUGAAGAAGAAAAGAGGGUCGCGGCGGCCGGUGCGGAGUAUCGAAAGCGGCUGGCUGAUCGCGAGCCUGGGGUUGCGCAAGCGGGGCUCCCCAAAAGCAUCGGUGGCGUUUCUCGCGCCGUUUCGAUCCAGAACAAAGUCCAAAACUUGCUGGACGAGAGCCAGAAGUCGACCCAUAUCACGCGGACCGCUCAGGGGUACGGGCACUUUACCGAGUCGCCGGCCCAGGAACUGGAGAGGCCUGAAAUUCCACGAAAACCUGUGGGUGGCGUGAUGCGAAGCAAUGUCGGGCUUGGGGUGGGGAUCGAGACGAAGCGGCCAGCGCCGCCAGUGGGCAUGAAGCCCGAUGUGCGGCCGGUUUCCAUGAUGCCUAACACGAGCGGGAGACCUACAGCUCCUCCAAAGCCUACGCACCUUUACAAAAACCUUACCAGCGGCGGCGGGAGGCCAAUGUCGCCGCCGAAACCAAGCUCACUAAACAAGCCGCUUCCUCACAGGCCACCUAUGGGGCAGCAGGAACAACUGAUGGCUCCCAGCCUCCCUGGACAGCCGAUACUUGACAUGACGGCACAGGAGAAGGACGACUACCUGAACGACUUCCAGAAGCGAUUCCCCAGCCUGGGCGCGAUCGAGAUGGUGGAGCGGGACCUGGGUGCGGAAGCUGCCGGCGGGAGGGACCGGGAACGUUGAUCUGGUGGGACUUUUUUUAUCUAUUCUUGUAGCACAGCGCGCGCGGGGCAUCCGGCAGAGAAAUGCGGAAGUGUAUGUUGUGCAUACACUGCAACGUUACCGAAAAGUAUAUAGAGAGACGAGAGGGAGGGUGGUUGGCAUCCCCGUCAUAGUCUAGCGCGUGCAUACCCGUAGAUAUUUUAGAAAUACUUUCACGGCAAACCAUGUCAAUUUUUCGGCCGGUGAAUCUAAGAAACAGCUGUCGGGAUCUACUCUAAAUCGUGGGCCAAGCCGGGAGGAAAACAUGACCAGAAGUGCGGGCUUUUUGAAAGUC
Pyricularia oryzae 70-15 is the source of this 4057-nucleotide messenger RNA. RefSeq names its product NAK protein kinase. The transcript is spliced from 3 exons. Lineage: Eukaryota; Fungi; Ascomycota; Sordariomycetes; Magnaporthales; Pyriculariaceae. Gene Ontology annotation, cellular component: cytoplasm. Gene Ontology annotation, molecular function: ATP binding; protein serine/threonine kinase activity. Bases 607 to 3744 code for a protein of 1045 amino acids. Gene Ontology annotation, biological process: actin cortical patch assembly; actin filament organization; peptidyl-threonine phosphorylation. The record is from RefSeq and is a predicted model, not a curated record.